Messenger RNA from Melospiza melodia melodia, 4774 nucleotides. It is a transcript of the gene FLVCR2, whose product is annotated as FLVCR choline and putative heme transporter 2. Gene Ontology annotation, biological process: transmembrane transport; heme export. Bases 133 to 1407 code for a protein of 424 amino acids. Gene Ontology annotation, molecular function: heme binding; heme transmembrane transporter activity. The record is from RefSeq and is a predicted model, not a curated record. The transcript is spliced from 11 exons. NCBI's taxonomy places the organism in Eukaryota, Metazoa, Chordata, Aves, Passeriformes, Passerellidae. Gene Ontology annotation, cellular component: membrane.
CGUUGGGCCGUGCUGCUGCUCUUCAGCAGCUACUCCUUGUGCAACGCCUUCCAGUGGAUCCAGUACGGCAGCAUCAACAACGUCUUCACGCGCUUCUACGGCGUGAGCCCCUUCGCCAUCGACUGGCUUUCCAUGAGCUACAUGCUCAUCUACAUCCCCCUGCUCUUCCCCGUCGCCUGGCUGCUGGACAAGAAGGGCCUGCGCCUCAUCGCCCUGGCCGGCUCGGCCCUCAAUGCCGUGGGUGCCUGGGUGAAGCUGGGCAGCCUGAAGCCGCGCCUCUUCCCCGUCACUGUCCUGGGACAGGUCAUCUGUGGCCUGGCCCAGGUCUUCAUCCUGGGCAUGCCCUCACGCAUCGCCUCGGUCUGGUUUGGCUCCCAGGAGGUCUCCACCGCCUGCUCCAUUGCGGUCUUUGGGAACCAGCUUGGCAUUGCUGUAGGCUUUCUGGUCCCUCCAGUUCUGAUCCCUAAUGUGGAGGAUGUGGAGAAGCUGGCCUACCACAUCAGCAUCAUGUUCUUCAUGACUGCAGGUGUGGCAUCAGCCCUGUUCAUCCUGGUCAUUAUAGUCUUCAAAGAGAAGCCCCCGAACCCUCCAAGCCGAGCUCAGGCCCUGAUCCAGUCCAGACCAGCUGCAGAGUAUUCCUACGUGCAGUCAAUCCUCCGCCUGCUCCGCAACGCCAACUUUUUGCUGCUUAUGAUCACUUAUGGUCUGAAUGUAGGUUGUUUCUACGCCUUGUCCACUCUGCUGAACCGCAUGGUGAUCCAUCACUACCCAGGGGAGGAGGUGAAUGCUGGCAGGAUUGGACUCACCAUUAUACUGUCGGGGAUGGCUGGGGCUCUGAUCUCUGGCAUCUGGUUGGACAAAACCAAAACCUACAAGCAAACAACGCUAGUUGUCUAUAUCAUGUCUCUGGUGGGAAUGAUAGUCUAUACCUUCACUCUGAGCCUGGGCCACCUCUGGGUGGUCUUUGUGACCGCUGGGUUGCUGGGGUUUUUCAUGACAGGAUACCUUCCCCUGGGCUUUGAGUUUGCUGCAGAGUUGACAUACCCAGAAUCAGAAGGAACAUCAUCAGGGCUCCUUAAUGUCUCAGCACAGAUUUUUGGUAUUGCCUUGACCAUUAGCCAAGGGCAAAUCAUGGAUCGCUUUGAGACAAAGGCAGGAAACCUCUUGCUUUGUUCUGUCCUGUUCCUGGGGACCAUUAUGACAGCAUUCAUUAAGGCUGAUCUCCGAAGACAACGGGCCAAUUUGGAAAAUGAACAGACAAGACUCCAAGGCAGCAAUCAGAUCAUGGAUUAUGGGACUGUAGCUUGUAAAUCUAACCCCAUCAAUUGCCACUCCUGCUCACUAGCUUAUACACACCAAGGUACUCAGCUGAGAGGAAGGACAAGACAGCCUCCAAGAACAGAGUGAAGAUCCCCCUAGACUCAUGUCAGACAGAGAUGUAGAGAUUCAACUAGGUGCACCAAAGAAAAGCCUGGUGCUGGAGCAGAUUAAGAACUGAGCUGUCAGUCAUUUGUUAGGGAGAGGAGGUGCAGACAUUUGGAGUCACUUCUCUGUCAUUUUUACAGUGCAGAUUCUUGGCUGGAGGUGAUACCAGGAACCCUUUAAAGAAUUGGUUUUGGGGUGGAAUGCUUUACUACUCACUGUCCUCUGUGCCACAGGCUGGUCUACUAAGUUAUCCACGCUACCCUUUGCUUUUCAAGGUGUGAUAGACUGUGUGUAUCAUACAGUGCCACAGCCAACAGGACUAACAGGCAAAGAAGAGUGAGUCAAUUGGGAAAAUCAGCCUUAGCCCUGCUAAGAUUAGGGCAUGUUCUGCAGGGACCAUGAAGCUGCUAUACUUUGAGGGAAGUGUGAGGAAAGGUCCCAUGGGCAGGGAGAGUGUUGGUAAAUGGAGUUAUAUCCAGCUGGCAUCAGGUCACCAGUGCUGUGCCCCAAGGCUCAGUAUUGGGGACAGUCCUGUUUAAUGCCUUUGUUGAUGACCAGUAUGAGGGGAUCAAGUCCAUUCUCAGUCAGUUUGCAGACCAAACACCAAAUUGGGCAGGAGUAUUGCUGGAGGGUUGGAAGGCUCUGCAGAGGGAUCUGGAUAGGCUGGAUCCAUGGGCUGAGAUCAUUUAUGAGGUUCAACAAGGUGAGUGCUGGAUCCUGCAGCUGGGUCACAACAGCCUCAAGCAGUGCUACAGGCUUGGAGAAGAGCAGCUGGAAAAUUGCCUAUUGGAAAAGGAUCUGGGGAUGCUGGUCAGCAGCCACUGAACACGUGUGUGCCCAGUGUGUGCCCAGGUAGCCAAGAGGGCCAGUGGCAUCCUGGCUUAUGUCAGAAAUAGUGUGGCCAGCAGGACUAGGGAAGGGUUUGUCCACCUGUACUUGGUGAGGCUGCACCUCAAGUCCUGUAUCCAGUUUUGGGCCCCUCACUACAAGAAGGACAUUGAGGUGCUGGGGCAUAUCCAGAGAAGGGCAAUGGAGCUGGUGAAGGAUCUGGAGCACAAGUCCUGUGAGGAGCACCUGAAGGAGCUGGGGUUGUUUAGCCUGGAGAAAAGGAGGCUCAAGGGAGACCUUUUUACUCUCUACAGCAACCUGAAGGGAGGUCAUAGGGAGCUGGGGGUCAGUCUCUUCUCCCAAGUAACAGGCAAUAGGACAAGAGGAAAGGAACCUCAAGUUACACCAUGGGAGAUUUAGAUUGGGUAUUAGGAAAAUUUCUUCACUGAAAAGGUUGUCAAGCAUUGGAAGAGGCUGCUUAGGGAAAUGUUAGAGUCACCAUCCCUGGAGGUAUUUAUAAGACAUGUAGAUGCAGUUUUUAGGGACACAGUUUAGUGGUGGACUUGGUGGUGCUGGGUAAUGGUUGGACUUGGUGAUCUUAAGAGUCUUCUUCAGCAUAAACAAUUCUGUGGUUGUUGCAAGGAGAAGACUCGGAGUCAGUUGUGAGCCUCCAGAGCAUGCAGAGCUGUGGAGUUGUGCAGAUCUCACUUUCCAUUGAAGCACUCCACCAUUGACUGUGUAGCAGUUUGUCUUCUAUUGGUGCCCUCAUCUGCUGUGGUUAUAAUUAAACAAGUGUUGCAGUUAGUAGAUGAAAUUAACCUAAUGGCCUUGUGUACACUUUGUCCUCUAUUAAUUUAGCUGUAAUGUGGUCCCAACAAUCCUCCCCACUUUUGUCUCUGCCUCAGUUCCCUGAGCUCCAGCUGGGUUAGCUUUCUGUAUCUCUGGAUACUUGAAUCAAAUGCCUGUUUCAUGUGACAAUGAGGCUGUUUGUGUGCUGCCUUUGUUGUAAAUGCAUCUGAAGCCAUUCCAGAGUUGUGCCUUAAGAUUUCGUAGUAGUGUCAGUGAUUGAGCAUGCACAUUGUACUCAUGAAUAUGCUGUGUACUGCUUGUGCUCAUUUGCUUGUGAUUUGCAGCAUCCAUGCAAACCUUUUUGUACUGUUCUUUUGCAUUAAGAAAAAGUACCUUUGCUGAUCUUCCAUAGUUUGUUUAGGACAAGUGUCCACCCUCAGUAGCUUACUGGAGUCUGUUGGAAGCUGCACCAUGCUUGGCCUCUAGUGAAAUACUGCCAAUAAAAAAAUGCUGGAGUUUUGUGUAGUAGGCACAAACAAUGUGUACCCAUUCUCUGCUUCCCAAACUUCCCUACUCCAUUUCUCUGUUUACUGUGUGACAAGCAGCCUUCUCCUGUCCCAAAGCCAUAGGUAGGCCAUCUGUAUGCCCUUUUCCAGUACUGUGACUCACAGCUGUGAGAGAAGCUUUCCUUUCCCAAGGUGGUGGAGCCCUGCAGACUGUCUGAUCUAAAUCUCUGCUCCUGUAGCUCCACAGCAGAUAACUGGUGCUGAGACCCCAGAGGUGCUUGGGGAACCUGGUCUGAGUUGCUUGAGUGCUUCCAUGGUGCAUUCUGGUGGAGUUUCUGAAGUCUAAGUGUGGAUUUCCCCUUAUUCCUACCUCUUGCACCACUUCACGCAUCCCCCCCUACCCUUCCUGCUUGUUGAAGUUCCCUCUUUGCACUUCCUGGCUUUUGCUUUCAGACAUGUCUUUGGCGCUUUCCUUAUCUCACUCUCUGCUUUGGGAUAUUGCUGCUGACUUUUGUAAGACCUUUUCACCUACAGAUUGUGUAAGAGCCUACUCAAAAUGAGACUGUUUCCUAUCUCUUCCUUCCAUGCUGCCUGGAUUUCUCUUGAACUGCACUGGGGAUGUGAACCUCUUUCCUGUGCACCUCUGAUUUCUGCCUCAGAUAUCAGUCUUGCCUUACAGUGAGUAAACUCAGAGCCCAGGCUGCAGGAGACUCCACAUUAACCCUUACAAGUCUGUGUGCUGUCUUCUGAAUUGGUGACAGCUGGGCUGUGUCUCACUGUAAGCAGAAUUAGAACUUGAGAAGUAUGCUUUCCAAAAUCCACUAGGGGAAAAAAAGUCUCAAGUUUAAUCCUAACACACCCCAGAAAGACUCAGAAGCUGAGUUUGUCAAACUCCACCCAGGAAAGCUGAACUGGAAUUACAACAGUUUGGCUGUUUCAUGAAACAGAGGAUGGGGUGGUAAUUGGGCAACAGUCUCCAUUUUCCUUGAUUUUCCUCUGGGAAAAGCUCUCUCCAUCUUAAGGUUCAAAGAAAUUAGGUUGGUUCUUCUACAGGAUUUAUGGAGAAAAAAAAUCUUUUGUAUGUUUGCCUCUUAUUUCUUACAUCUCUUUAAGAUACGAGUAGUGAACUUUGAAGAAGGCACUGCUCUGUGGAAUUAUCUCAGCCAUAAAUCCGAGCUGGGGAAAGGGAAGAAGCAGGACAGAGGGGGCCAGCACUUCAAUGGGCA